Messenger RNA from Acanthosepion pharaonis, 612 nucleotides. NCBI's taxonomy places the organism in Eukaryota, Metazoa, Mollusca, Cephalopoda, Sepiida, Sepiidae. The record is from the annotation of a GenBank genome assembly.
AUGUAUCACUCUCUCCCUAUCUAUCUAUCUAUCUAUCUAUCUAUCUAUCUAUCUAUCUAUCUAUCUAUCUAUCUAAACAGUUCCUUGAAAUGCAGUAAAGACUUCCGUAACCUAAAUCGCUUUCUUUUUUUCUUUCUUUCUUUAUGUAUCUAUCUAUCUAUCUAUCUAUCUAUCUAUCUAUCUGUAUUUUCUUAUCUAUUCUUUUGUAAGGUUUUCCGUUUGUUUUUCUUUUCUCUUUCAAAAUGGUCCCGUUAUCGUUUCUUUUCCUUCUCUCUCACUUUCCUUCUUUCCUUCCUUUCUUUCUUUUUUCUUGCCUUCUUUUUUCUGAACUUUGUUAUGUCUUCUUUCUUUCUUUCUUUCUUUCUUUCUUUCUUUCUGUCAUUUACUCUUCUUUCUUUUAUUUCUUCUUCUUUUCUCUUCUUUUUUUCUUUCUUUUUUGUACUUCACUCUUCUUUCUUUCUUUCUUUCUUUCUUCCACGAAAUGGUUUUACCAUCGACGUUACUUCAUCUAUCAAUUCUUCUUCUUCUUCUUCUUCUUCUUCUUCUUCUUCUUCUUCCUGCCCUUCCUUCCUUUCAUCAUUAUCUAAAUUCUAUUCAUUAUCUACAGCGUAG